This is a messenger RNA of Labrus mixtus (cuckoo wrasse), 3083 nucleotides long. Its product is annotated as synapse-associated protein 1-like. The coding region runs from base 1 to 1089 and encodes 362 amino acids. The record is from RefSeq and is a predicted model, not a curated record. Gene Ontology annotation, cellular component: synapse; cytoplasm. The transcript is spliced from 9 exons. Lineage: Eukaryota; Metazoa; Chordata; Actinopteri; Labriformes; Labridae.
AUGUUUAAGAAUCUGGGAAGCUGGCUUGGAAUUGAAAAUGAAAAUGGACAAGGUAAGCAACAUGGCGAGUCUAUUGUUGAUGUUAAAGAAGACCAGAAUCACGACGUAAACAAACCGACUGCAGCUGCUGAAAGUGAGCCAACCAAAGCUGCUAAAGAAGAUGUUCAACCAGCUCAACUUCUGCAGACAGCUAAGGGCGUCAGUGGUUACAUUUAUAAUUUCGCCAGCAGUGCCUCCAAGAAACUGUCUGAGUCCGUGGUGGAAACAGCACAAACCUUCAAGAAAAGUGUGGAAGAGGGAAAGAUGAACGGGAUCAUCGAUAAGACAAUUUUAGGUGAUUUCCAGAAAGAACAAAAUAAAUUUGUUCAGGAGAAAAAGGCAAAAAAAUCAGGUGCUGCUGUGCCUCCGUGGGUUGGUUAUAAUGAAGAAGAAACUAUGCAGCAGCAGAUUUUAGCCCUCUCAGCUGACAAAAGGAAUUUUUUGCGAGAUCCUCCUGCUGGAGUGCAAUUUCACUUUGACUGUGAGCAAAUGUAUCCGGUCGCCAUGGUGAUGUUGGAGGAGGAUGAGCUCCUUCGGAAGAUGCGCUUCCAUCUGGUCCCCAAACAGGUGAAAGAGGAGGCCUUCUGGAAGAAUUACUUCUACCGUGUGUCCUUAAUAAAACAGUCAGCUCAGCUCACAGCUCUCGCAGCCCAGCAGGCUGCUGAGCAGAGAGGCGUGGAGAAAACUGGCACCAGUCCUGAGGAGGUUCAACAAAAGGAUGUUGUUAAACAGAAAACUCAUGCUGCCAACCGCAGAAACAAACCAAAGUCAAGUGAGGACGAGGAGGAGCUCUCCACCAGCCCGCCUGUGUCUGAAUUUGUGAGCGAUGCUUUUGACUCAUGCAGCAUAAAUGAGGACGACCUACGCAAAGAAAUGGAACAGCUGAUUCUCGAGAAGAGGGAGCAUCCAGACGCCCAGCAGGAGGAGACUCCUGACUGGGAGCGAGAGCUGCAGGACGAGCUGCAGGAGUACGACGUGCUGCCUGACAACGAGAACCACGAUGACAACUGGGACAGAGAGAUUGAAGAGAUGCUAAAAGAGGAGAGUUAGAGCUCAGGCACGCGCUCCACCAGAUCUUAACUGUUUCAGAAUCACCUUAAAGGUCAGAAAGCGACACAUGACUGAAGCUUUAAUGCUCCCAGUGGAUUCAUUCAUCUUUAUACCUGGGACUCAGAGGGAAUCGUAACACUGAACCUCAUCAACAUUUCAGUGUGCUAUUUCUGUGUCCUGAAUGGUUCUUUGGUUUAAUGCAUAAAUAUUUAGCAUUGUCUCCUUCAGUUAAGAUAAAGGGAGGUGUUGUCCUGCGUACACCUCCUCAGAGAACACACAGUUUGUCUCAGAUUCUGCCUCAGACUUUAAGGUGAGAUGAUAACUUUUGAUGAUCAGUGUCGCUGUUGUCACAAGUGAGAAAAUCAGGAUGAAGGAAGAUGAUAAAAUAUUAAGUUAAAGUACAACCAAGACUCAAAAAAGAUUUUGGAUGCUGGCUAAAACCUGAAUACUUGUGUUGGUUUACUCAUAUGUUUUGUUAUAUUUUAGUAUUGCUCAAACAUAUACUCUAGUAAAUAUACACUGUUAUGGGGGCGCCUGAUAUGUGAGUGGUUAUGUCGAGCUCCCCAUGAACAAAGGCUACAGUCCUCAUCGCAGUGAACGUGGAAUCUUACCUCGGCCAUUUGGUGCAUCCACCACUCUCUCUUUCCAACAUUUUUUGUCUCUCUUCAGAUGUCCUGUCCAAAAAAAGGCUAAAUGUCCCCAAAAAAACAUUUAGUUUAAUUAAGGUGUACACAGCAUCUUAACUUUUUUUUAUCAAGUUCUUGGUGAAAAAUCACAGAUAACACAAACCAGCUCAGCUGCCUGUUACACAGCAUCCAAAGGUUACUACCUUUAGCUGCCUUUAAAGCCCAGAAGCUACCGAAACAUCAGGCCCAACUAUGAGUAUAGAAUUGAGUAAGGGUGCAUAAAACAUCCAGAUAAUGAAGGCACAAAUACGGUCUAGAGACGUUUUGACAUGUGCACUCAGGAGGACUGCUCCUGAAAUCUACCAUUGUUCACACAUUACAGGGGCCCAGGGUCUCCUAAAGCAAGAAGCAACAGAGUCCACUAUGCAACACUGCAAUGAGAAUGUUUGCCUUAAUGUCAAUGCUAUGUGUAGUUCAACUGAAUCACAACAUCAGAAGUAGAGCAUACUGGAGAGCAGACACCAUAAUGCAGACAGUCUAUGGUCACACCCCAAUCACAGGGAAUAAACGUCAGCAUCCCCUCCCAAUCACUCAAGGUAUAUUCUCCUGAUUAUAUCCUGCUGCGUUCUUACAUCGGUUCACUCAGAUUUUCUGUGGGAAAAAUCCUCGGGGGGCUGGCAGAAGAAACUUUGGAUAAAGUCAGAGUGAAAAAAAUGUGUCUGUUUGUUGUUCACACAUGCAGCUCACCCUGAAAACUUCAGGAGCUUUUCAGGAGUUUUCUACAAGUGUGAACAAGGCUUAACUUUUACAGUUGAAUUUUUAAUCCUAAACUGCGGAAAUAUCAUUCAAUAAAACCCAUAUACGUGUAUAUUUCUUCAAGAUAUUUUCACAUAACCAGUAGAGUAUAUUAUUAAACAACGUUUAUCCUUUGACUGAGACAACAUUGUUCAUCAAUAAAAUGCUUGAUGAUGCUUUGAUAGCCUAUAAGAUGUGAUACUUUUUAAACUUACUUUACAUUAACAGUGCCUUCCUGUGUUUAUAGUAUGUUUAUCCUUGGAACGUGGGAAUUUUAUCCAAAUGAUGAAAGUGAAUGACUGAAUAUGAACACACACAAGCACACAUCCUUUAUACUGUAGCUGCUGAUAUAAUGUGUAGACAUUCCAAACAAGCCUUUUGUUUGUACCAGGAAAAUAGAGCCAUAACCCAUCAUGUUUUAUUAUUAUCUACUGUGAUUUCAAACUUCAGUUAUAUUUUUAGUUGUUAUAAUGGCUGUUCUGUCUGAUGCUCGUUGAAGUGUUUCUUUAAAGGUUAUAUGUGGUUUGUUUUUCUUUGAGACAUAAAAACAUUAAAAGUGCCUUCAUUAAAAAA